This is a messenger RNA of Klebsormidium nitens, 2614 nucleotides long. Lineage: Eukaryota; Viridiplantae; Streptophyta; Klebsormidiophyceae; Klebsormidiales; Klebsormidiaceae. The record is from the annotation of a GenBank genome assembly.
GUACCUACCUAGCCUUGACGUUGUAGCCUGGUUUUGGGAGGCAGCAAGCAGCUUGAGCCUUGAAGUAGUUGGAACUUGAACUUGAAGUUCAACUUGUUGAAGUGUAGCUACAGACAAAGUCAGCUUAAAAUCGGAGGACUGCAUGCGAAGGUGGCAGCGGAUAACAACCUUGGGGGAGGGAGGAGAAAGGAAAAACGAAGCAGAACCAGAUCAGAUUAGCUGCAGCGUCCUGGGGCGGUGACGUUGUUUUGUAUGUGAUAGCUCUGCCGGUUUGUGCAGCGCGGUGCCGCCAUGGUGCAGUUCGGCCAUCAGUUGGUGGCUCAGAGAGUGCCAGGAUGGGAGAAUCAUUACAUUGACUACAAGACCUUGAAGAAGAAGAUCAAGGAGUUCCGGCCACGGCGUAUCACCGCCACCGAGGAUGAGAUGGCAGAGCUGAUCCGCGAGUUUGCGGAAUCGCUUGACUACCAGGUGGAGAAGGUGGUCCUCUUUUUCAUCCAAGAGCAGGGCCAGCUGGCGGAGCACCUGAUCGAACUACAGCACACGAAGGAGACGACUUUCAAAAAGAACGACAUGGCCCAGGUCGCGGGUCUGAUGGACGACUACCGCCACGUGGGUUACGAGCUGCUGCGGCUGCUCAGGUUCGUGAAGCUGAACCUGACGGGCCUGCGCAAGAUCAUCAAGAAGUUCGAGAAGAACCUGGGCGUGCGCGUCAUGGAGCAGUACGUCGCGUCCCGGGGCCAGGGGCCGUAUUCACAGCUCCAGCAGCUGUUCCGUACCACGGGCGUCGGCGCACUGGUUGGCGCGAUGACCCGCAACCUCGAAGAGCUCCGGACACAGCAGCUGAUGCCCCAUCGUACGACCUCCUUCGCGCUCUUCCGCCGCGCAACUCUGGCACCCCCAUCGGAGGACGAGCCGGUGUUGCGGGAGAUCCAAGAAGAGCGGGAACAGCUGGCGGAACUCUGGAAUUUCCAGCGGUUCACGGCGGUGGGGCUUCUCAUCGACCUGGAGACGCCCAUGCAGCACCGUGACGUGGACCUGACGCCAGAAGAGGAGGCGGAGCGGUUCCACGUGCCGAGCCUGUACAUCAACCUGGCGUGCACCUUCUUCUACAUGGUCAACUAUUACAUCAUCGUCCCGACGUCCGACGACUACGCCGUUCUGCUCCACAUGCCGGCCUCCGUCGCCGGUAUCAUGAUUGGCGCCAUGCCUCUUACCGCCCUGGUCUCUACCUUCGUCUAUAGUGCUUGGUCCAACCGGUCCUACCGAGAGCCCCUCAUCGUCAGUACGAUCAUCCUGAUCAUUGGCAACAUCUUCUACGCCCUAGCCCUCGUCUUCAAUUCGGUGUGGCUGGUGCUACUGGGGCGGGCGUUCAACGGGCUUGGCGGUGCUCGGGCCAUCAACCGGCGAUACAUUGCCGACUGGGUUCCGGUCAAGCAGAGGACCCAGGCCUCCGCCGCGUUUGUGAGCGCCAGCGCGUUUGGCAUGGCCGCCGGCCCAGCCAUGGCUGGCCUGAUGACGUCACUCGACUUCCGCAUCCCGUUCCUCCCGGGCCGUCCGAUCGUGGUGAAUGACGUCACCGCCCCCGGAUGGAUCAUGACGCUCUGGUGGGCGCUCUUCCUGGUCGCCGUUUUCGUCUUCUUCAAGGAACCACAUCGGCCAGAUCCAACAAUGACCCCCUCUCAUUCUUCCGCCAAUCUCACCAAUGCCAAGCGGCCCCUGCUAUUGCCGGACCCCCCCGAAGUGGAGAGCGGAGCUGCGUCGGACGGGCGGGGGUCCGAGUUUGGCAGUGAAGAGGAGGUUGAGGCGCCGGCCAAGACUCUGGCGGAGGUUUGGCGGGAGAUGAACUCGCCCGUGCUAGUGACUUUGCUCGUCUACUUCAUGCUCAAGUUCGCGACGGAGGUCCUCAUCUCCGAGAGUAGCAUCGUGACCAAGUACUACUUCCGAUGGACGCCGCGCAGCGUGGGCGCUUUCCUGAGCGUGCUGGGCCUCACAGUGCUCCCCGUCAACUACCUUAUCGGGUCGUUCAUCGGGAACGUCUACGAGGACAGGCUGGUCAUCAUGUGGACCGAGGUAAUAACCGUGGUCGGCGUCGUUUUGAACCUGUCCUACGAGCCGCUCAUCCCGUACAGCCUGCCGCAGUACGUCGCGGGGGCGAUCCUAAUUUUUGUGGCCACGUGUGCGCUUGAAGGUGUGAACAUGGCCCUUCUCUCCAAAACCAUGAGCCCCCGGCUGUCCAAAGGGACCUACAAUUGCGGUCUGCUCUCCACCGAGGCGGGGACGCUGGCACGGGCGAUAUCCGACAUCAUGAUCACCGCUAUGGGCGGCUUUGGACAAAAAUAUAUUCUUAAUUUGACGAUGCUACCCACUUUGGUCGUGGCAAGCGGAACCACAAUUGUAACAUUUCUGAAAUAUAGGAGCUUAAAGACAGCAUUGUGAGGUGCCAUUAGCUGCGGAUUCCCGUAACCUUUUGACCGUAAGUGGUGGAGAAUGUGAGCCCAUGCAGGGAGUUUUGACUUCGGCAUCUGUCACUGAGAGUGCCAGCCGAGUGGCUGGGUCGCACCGGGCGAUGCACGGCAUGCAAGGCAAUCAUUCAUUGCCAUUGAGUCAAUCGACG